AUGCCUUCUAUUGAUCUAGACGAAUCAGCCAUGGAGAAUGGUAUGAAUGAAGAUCAUUAUAAUAACUGGCCCAACGACAAAGGUUUCGAUCCUGAAUACGAGCAACGUAGGCCCGUCGAGCUCUCUGUGACAGGACAUAUUCCUGCCUACGCUGCUGGAGUUUUGUACCGUACAGGUCCAGGAAAGAGCCAAGUUGAAGCUGAAAAUGGAGAAACACUACGGCUCUCCCACUGGUUCGAUGGAUUCGGUCAAACCCAUCGUUUCCAGAUCUGUGCUCCCGAUGAUCCCAAUACUUCACCUCGGAUUUUCUACAACUCUCGCUUCUCAACCGACGACCUGAUCGAAGAAGCAAGAAAGACAGGAUCACUCGACAUGGUUGGUUUCGGACAGAAACGCGACCCUUGCAAGAGUGUCUUGGGCAAAGUUCAGACUGAAUAUGUCCCGCAACCCACUCCAUCGAGUAGCAACAUAUCCGUCACCCUUUCGAUCAACGUCCCAGGCCUCGAUCCCAAGCCCGAACAGUCGACCUCACGCUGGAGUGAUUCUACAGGAGUCCGAACUCUCUACGCGAAGACCGACUACAACGCCUUCAAGAAGCUUGACCCGGAAACCCUGGAGCCCAUCGGCCUAGCCACGCAAACCAAUCUGCACCCUGAACUUUCGGGCCAACUCUCUGCAUCUCAUGCUCGAUCUGAUCCUAUCACGGGAGACAUGUUCAAUUAUAAUCUCACCCUCGGACCAACCUGUACAUACCGCGUCUUCAGGGUCUCGGCUUCAACGGGGGAGACCACAAUCCUAGCAACCUUCCCCGCAACACCAGCUUAUAUUCACUCCCUCCUCAUCACUGAGGACCAUGUCGUGCUAUGUGUGUGGAACGCGCACGUAAACCCACAGCUGCUUGGCUCCUCGUUCAUAGAUUCAAUCUUGCCAACAGACCUAAGUCAGCCAGCAGGGUGGUAUGUCAUUGACCGUAAGCACGGGAAGGGAUUGAUCGCCAGAUACGAAAGCCCUGCAUUCUUCUGCUUCCACACGGUCAAUGCUUGGCUCGAACCCUCGAAGGAGAAUCCUGCAGAGAUGGAUAUUGUUACAGAUGUUGUGAGAGCCGAUAGCUCGGAAUUUGUGCAAUCCCUCUAUUACGAGAACUUGAUCUCUUCGUUGGAUACAGCCAAGGCAUUCCAGCAGAAGAGAGAUAAUUCUUUCCGUACAUCCUUUACCCGGUUCCGUCUGCCUGCAGUGCCUUCCACUGCAUGCACCGAUCCCAAGAAAGCAACAGUCGAAUGGUCCGUUUGCAAAUCGCUGUCGCCUGAGCUGCCGACUUUGAAUUCGAAAAUAGUCACUCAGAAACACCGAUAUGUCUACGCUGUGACCUUCCGUGGAGAGGCAACUCUGACAGAUGGUAUCAUGAAGCUUGAUUGUGAUACUCAGCAAGUUCAGCUCUGGGCAUGUCACGGCCAAUCGCCUGGUGAGCCCAUUUUCGUCGCUAAUCCCGAGGGCACUAGUGAAGAUGAUGGCGUACUUCUUAGCGUUGUUCUUGACGGGAUGCAUGGUAAGAGUUAUUUGCUCUGCCUCGAUGCUCGUAACUUGUCAGAGCUUGGCCGAGCAAAUGUCGAUGGAGCGAUUGGGUUUGGAUUCCAUGGACAGCAUGUUCCGACUCUAGGUGGAAUGCCUACGGGUGACUACUAA
Penicillium hordei is the source of this 1683-nucleotide messenger RNA. RefSeq names its product carotenoid oxygenase family protein. Bases 1 to 1683 code for a protein of 560 amino acids. NCBI's taxonomy places the organism in Eukaryota, Fungi, Ascomycota, Eurotiomycetes, Eurotiales, Aspergillaceae. The record is from RefSeq and is a predicted model, not a curated record. Gene Ontology annotation, molecular function: carotenoid dioxygenase activity. The transcript has 2 exons. Gene Ontology annotation, biological process: carotene catabolic process.